Molecule: messenger RNA, 220 nt
Organism: Dentiscutata heterogama
Lineage: Eukaryota; Fungi; Glomeromycota; Glomeromycetes; Diversisporales; Gigasporaceae
Source: the annotation of a GenBank genome assembly
ACAAGGAAAAGGAAGACCUUCUGGUUUUGAAAGAUCUGAAAAACAAUUACAUAUACAAAGUAGUUUGAAAGAAGAGCAUUUAGCUAUGAAUUCUCAAAACAUUAAUAGUAAUUCUACCAUUAAAAAAUAUAAAUGUAGUCUUUGUAGUUCAUUUUCUCAUACAAAAGCUUGUUGUCCUUUAAAUCCUAAAAGACAACUGCUACAACAACUUAUAUUAUAA